This is a messenger RNA of Porites evermanni, 8471 nucleotides long. NCBI's taxonomy places the organism in Eukaryota, Metazoa, Cnidaria, Anthozoa, Scleractinia, Poritidae. The record is from the annotation of a GenBank genome assembly.
AUGGCGGCUGCAAAUUGCUGCAUGUGCUUUAUUCUUUUCCUGCUAAACUGGACACUAUGCUUAGGACUCUAUCAAGAUCAAGUUGGACUCUUCGAUUGGCGUCUUAGCUAUCUAGGGAAAGUGAAAUUUUCGUUUUUUGAUGUUUCCACACACAGUAGCAAGCGACUGUAUGUCGGCACAGAAUCUAACGUGAUUGCAGCUCUAAAUUCUAGAACCGGGAGUAUUAUUUGGCGUCAAGUGUUGGAAGAGAAAGAAGGAAAGCUAGAAACGCUCCUUUAUCGCGAUAACACACUGGUAAGCUCAUCAAGUUCGGGGAAAUUUAUCCGAUCUUGGGAUGCAAGUAAUGGAGCUCUUUUGUGGGAGUCGAUGGGUAAAACAACUUCUUCGCCUGGCAAAGAAAGAAGUAAUUCGCCUUUUAGCGGAUGGAACGGGCAACAUGUUGCUCUGGUCGAUGUCAAAGGCAAUGAGCUUGUGGUUUCAUUAUCUCAUAACAUUCUGAAAGGGUUUACACUUCAAGAUGGCUCAGAAAGGUGGGCUUUAGACCUCAGUGAUCAAUCCGCGGAGUACUUCAGUUUUCAACAUGCAAAUGGACUAUUACAUCUUGUAGGAGUACAAAAUGACAUUAACGUCGUUAUUCAGAAGGUAGAUGUAGAGAGUGGAAAAGUUAAAGGAGAAAAAACCAUAGGAGCUCCUUGGGUCAGCAAUGGCGCAAGCUGUGUUUUUGUAAAGAAGUUGAAUCUGGUUUGUGCAGAGACGUUCAGUAACAGUGUUCAUGUGAUUUCCCUCUUUGAUGAGUCAGCUCCAGUAAAAACUAUAUCUCUGGCAUCGUUAGGGUUGGGGGUUGAUGAGCUCUCUAAUACCAAACCCACAUUAGAAUCGCUAGGCUCCUAUUCAAACUCCUGGGAUGGCCGUUCAGAGUUUCUUUUAAAGCUGGCAAAAAGUCAUCAUCUUAUCUUGCACUUGAACACUGAUCACAGCCUAACACUGGUAACAAAAUUUUCCGAUCCGACCAUACUGAGUGCAUCUGUACUUGGCAGCAAGGCUGUUUUAGUAUCUAUAACAUCAAUUGCUGAUUCAUCAAAUGUAGAGCUUCAAUGUUUUGACUUAGACACCAGGAAAAUUAUCCCAGACAUGACACAAAAAGUUGUCCUAGCAGAUCAUGGAGAACCAGAAAAUGCAGUUGUGUAUUUAUUCAGUAAGAAAGAGAAUGAGCUUGGUUACAGAGUCUUAUUAGCUACAACAGAUCAUGCUGUGUCCCUGAUUCAAUUUCCAGGACGGAUUAUGUGGUCACGGGAAGAAGCAUUAGCAGACAUAACAGCUGUAGAUGUAGUUGAGCUGCCAUUUUCACCUUCACAGCAAAAUUUUGAAACCCUUCAGGAAGAAUUUGGGGUUCAUCCCAAUGGUAAGUGAUCACUCUGUAAAUUCUCCUUACAAUAGUAUUUUUACAAAAAGAAGCUUAAGCAACGACGACUGCGACAACAAUGAGAACGGCAAAAAGGCAAUAGGUUUGGAUUAGCAAAACAACCACUUUGCACGUGCAUCACGCUUAUUUGUGCAUUUCUUUGCUGUCACUGCAUGACUAUGACGUGCAAAUGCCUAAUUUCAUGUCUUGACGAAGACGUGAGCAGAAGACAACGACUUUCUUUUUCUUUCCCUGUACUUUGACACAGUCCUUUAAUUCUGUUAUGUUGUAUUUAAUUUAUUUGUUUUCUAAGUAUUUGAGUGGAGUGCCUGUAAACUAGCUGGAAAAGCUAAGUGCUCUUUCCACUAUAAACAAACCUUAAAACCUUUUAUUUUCUCAAUUCAACUCCAGAAAAAUUUGCCAACAUUUGACAAAUUGUACGAGGUGGAAUAAGUGCCAUAAAGUUUGAGGCAGUGCAAAUUCAUUUUUGAAGUGACGUUUUUGCAUCCGUUGCCGUCUUAGUUGCUUAAGCUACCUAUUAUCAUGCACAUAGUGGGUCAAGAUAAUUUGUUUUAAUCAAGGAAGAUAAACAAACUUCUUUAAAGUAACCAGGCUUGUUACCCAGCAACCUCCUACCUCGCCUAAAUAAAUUUUUAUGAGGAAAGUAUGAUCAGCCCCAAAAAGGUCUUGUCCACUACUAAAUUUACAUAAUAAAUGUUCAGUUAAAGCUGGUCAAGCUUUCUUAUGAAGAAUAACAUUUGAACUUCAUUAUUUCAAUGUUGAAUUCAUUUAGUGUCAAUAUCACAUUCUUCAGUUGAAAUUUUGAAAAUUCAAAACACUCUUUGAUUCAAGAAUUCAAUUCUGAUUGGAUUAAUGAGCUAUUCUCCAAAACAGCAAAGUUCAACAACAAGUCAGUCUCUCUGGUGAGAAAAGAAAUCAUUUCUGAAAGGGUUGACCCAGUAAAGCCUCUCUGUACCAUGACUUUUCGGGUGCUUUACUCUGUUUCCAUGGAUGUGGAGCUUAAAACAGAGACUUCACUACGCAUUAACUAUUUUUUAACAAUAUUGUGUUGUUAUACAGAUGAUGUUCUGUCCAUGUUCAUUCGCCGCAUCCGUGCCCAGGUAAAACAGUUCCAAGUUCUCAUCAAGCAAUUUCAAGCCUUCCUCAAGGCCCAACAAGAGCAUGGCAUCUUUGCCGAGUCAGCAGAAGAUACAGAAGAACAACUGACCAGAGACCAGUUUAAUUUGCGAAAAAUGAUUUUGAUCGUUACAUCAUCUGGAAAACUCUUUGGUCUGGAUUCUGCAGAUGGAAGCAUAAUAUGGAAAUAUUUUCUUCCUGAUCUUGCUCCUUUUACUCAGAACAACAAGCAGUACUCAUUACUUUAUACUCAGCGAACUGUCGCUCACUUUCCAUUGACAGCUCAGUGUGUUGUACUGGGAAAAUCACGUUCAGCUGAAGGAUCGUUAUUGCAUGUCUUCAACCCGAUAACUGGAAAACCCAUUGGACCUGGCCAUCCAAAAGGAAAUCAGUUGUCGUACAGAGUGAUACAGUCCAUGCUUUUACCCCAUACGGGUAGGUAUACAUAGUCUCCUUUUAUCGGGGGGUGGGGAAGGGGAGGGAUUCUCCAUAUUGUUGAAAUUAUUGUGCAGAGCCCAAAUGGUGGUGUUUAAAAUUUUGUAGCAUUUUUAAAUGAAAAUUGANUUAUUGCAUGUCUUCAACCCGAUAACCGGAAAACCCAUUGGACCUGGCCAUCCAAAAGGAAAUCAGUUGUCGUACAGAGUGAUACAGUCCAUGCUUUUACCCCAUACGGGUAGGUAUACAUAGUCUCCUUUUAUCGGGGGGUGGGGAAGGGGAGGGAUUCUCCAUAUUGUUGAAAUUAUUGUGCAGAGCCCAAAUGGUGGUGUUUAAAAUUUUGUAGCAUUUUUAAAUGAAAAUUGAAAUCUUAGAAGUGGCUUCUAAUUUAGGGAUCAGUUUUCAAUUUUACUGGAGACAGGUUUUGUAACAUGAUCUGAAGGAAGGCCUUUCAUCACUUAACAAGUUGCCUUUUUGUUUUCACUUCAAGGAGUGGCCAAAGUCAAAAUUAGACAUAGUUAUGAAAUUUUAUCUUCUAAGAGGCUGAAAAACAAUAUUAAUAGUACCACAAGAAACUGCCUCCAAGAAGGUUUCUUGUGAAUGGUUUAACACUGCAGGAUUUUGACUACAGACUCAAAAGCAAGAACCAACUCUAAAAGACUCUAUCUUUCACUCUGAAAGUGAAAGGGUCAAAUUAUGGAUUAAAUAUGUGAGCUACAGACUACUUUAAAAAAACUGACCAGAUAUCAACUAACAAUUUAACUACUUGAUAAUCCCACAAAAUAGCAAUUUUGAUGGUGAAUAAAAAUAAUUUCUUUCAUGUGUUGUUAAUUAAUGUGUUCUGAGACUGCUUUGGUGAACCAUGUAUCCAAUAUUACAUUACUUUACAGAUGCCAAGCACACAAAGCUGCUUCUUCUUCUUGAUUCAUCCCUGAAUGUUCACGUGUUUCCUCGCACGGCUGAAGCGAAAGAAAUUGUAUCCAAGGCAGCAUCAUCAAUUUUCUUUUUCCUGGCCGAUAAAGAGAAGGGUGACAUAAGAGGCUACAUGCUAUUGUCUGAUGCUGGGAAAAGUGGAUUUCAUGUCAGAGAGAUGUGGAAUGUGAACAUUCCUCGCUCAUCACAGACCAUCAGUAGUAUAGGUAACAAGAGGACAGCCAGUUAGCAAGUUUUCAAAUACAUAGGAGUCAUUGACCAGGCGUGAGGUCGAGAUGGCUGGAUAUAGGCCAAGUCAUUUUUAACUUUUGCAUUUUUGUGGAUUGAGACAAAAACUUAGGAUUCACCUCAGCUUGCCUGGUCGUGGAGCUACCUGUAAAAUAUCUUCUCUCAUUCAUUUGAUAAAAUUGAACAUUGAAUGUCAUUGAAGGGGUUGGAACUCAGUCACUAUCCACCUACUGGUAGAGAAGUUAAUGCUGGAUUGAUUGCUGUGACCUUACUCCCGACAAACAACAGCUAAGGAUGAUGUGUGACUAAAGGUCCUGCAGCUUGAAACCCAACCCUUAUCCCAAUACUUUCAGUUGCACAAGAACCUCAUCACACCUGCAUGAUAGGGCCCUGUGCCAAGAAUUAUAACAUUCACAAUAAAAAUUCAUAUUUUUAAUAUUAUUCUUAAUAAGGAAAAGUGCAUCCAUAGUUUACUUCUUCUCUGAUGCAUCUUACCAGGUACUCUUAUUUUCUAGCAACUAAGAACCCACUGGAACAUGUACAUUCACAAGGAAAAGUUCUUGGAGAUAGAAGAGUUCUUUAUAAAUACCUGAACCCAAACCUGGUAGCUGUAGCAACUGAAGUAACCCCUGAUACAAAACCUGGCAUAUCAAUCUACCUCGUGGAUGCAGUGACAGGUUUGUUUUUUUUAUCAGUAUUAAAAAGGUAUUCUCACCUACUGAUGAGGAGUGAUACCCUAAACAGUAACUUUCAGUACAACAUGGUUGACUAAAGAACUGGUUAUAUGAAGUGAGCCAGCCUAGUUAAUCCAAACAGUGAGGGUCUUAACAGUGAAGAUAUAUCUUAAUUUUUGAGCAAAUUUUCCUUAUCAGUAUUUUUUUAAAGAAAUUUAUUGAAAACAGUGUUGUGGAGAACAAGCUUGCUGAUCUUCUAUUAUUGUUAUUAUUGUUAUUUUUAUUUUCGUCAGGGUUGGUCAUAUUCCAUACACGUCAUAAGAAUGCCAAAGGACCUUUUCACAUGGUGCACUCUGAGAACUGGCUUGUUUACUGUUUGUACAACACCAAGUCUCGUCGAUAUGAACUCACGGUUUUAGAACUGUAUGAUGGUUAUACAGAAAGAAACAGGUACAAUUUUGGUUGAUAUACUCACAUAAUUUUAAUACACAGCAGCCAUUCUAAACAAAACAAUAAUUCAAUAAUGAUUUAGAGGUGGCACAUCCACUUAAUGGUUCUUUGUCUUCCUGAUUUCUGGUCCAAUUGGGAUUACAUACAGGAAGUGUUGGUGCCGCAAUAAAUUCGAACCCCAGCCACAUUGGUCGGAGGCAAGUGCUGUCAUUAUAAGCCACCCAUGCUCCCCAUUUUGUCUUCUUACAAUCCAGAAGGUGUCCUAUAAAAACAUUGUUAAAUCCUGAAUGUUCCUANUUCUAUUAUUGUUAUUAUUGUUAUUUUUAUUUUCGUCAGGGUUGGUCAUAUUCCAUACACGUCAUAAGAAUGCCAAAGGACCUUUUCACAUGGUGCACUCUGAGAACUGGCUUGUUUACUGUUUGUACAACACCAAGUCUCGUCGAUAUGAACUCACGGUUUUAGAACUGUAUGAUGGUUAUACAGAAAGAAACAGGUACAAUUUUGGUUGAUAUACUCACAUAAUUUUAAUACACAGCAGCCAUUCUAAACAAAACAAUAAUUCAAUAAUGAUUUAGAGGUGGCACAUCCACUUAAUGGUUCUUUGUCUUCCUGAUUUCUGGUCCAAUUGGGAUUACAUACAGGAAGUGUUGGUGCCGCAAUAAAUUCGAACCCCAGCCACAUUGGUCGGAGGCAAGUGCUGUCAUUAUAAGCCACCCAUGCUCCCCAUUUUGUCUUCUUACAAUCCAGAAGGUGUCCUAUAAAAACAUUGUUAAAUCCUGAAUGUUCCUAGCCCAUGGAUGUUGUUUUUCUCUCAAAAAAGCUUAUAAAUGCUGUCUGUUUAGCUCAGCUGGAUGAGCUGAUCAAGCAAAAGGCCCAGCCAGACCACCUACAUCAUCUAAAACUGCUCAUAACACUACCUCCCCCAUGUCCCCUUAAGUAUUGCUGUGUAGGACAUUGCUUUAGAAAGACUUGAGGAGUCAACUUUUACUUUUACUUUUACUAAUAAAAGAGGGAGCUGUAAAUAUCCUAAAAUAGCGUUCCAGUUAAUUCUUUCAAGCAGGGGGUCUUGUAGACCAUCUGAGGGGUUGCCAAGACCACAUGCUAUUUUUGUCUAUUUUUGCUUUUUUACCUUAACACUUAUAUGUCAUCUGUCAGGUUAGGAAGCUUUCUUUGUCAUUGACCCGAGACCCGUCUGUUAUCUGGAACGCUGUCCUAAUACCUGCCUGAGAAAAUUUAGUUAUCACAUAACAUCCUAACUAUUAUCAACUUGUCAUUCUCAUUUCAGCUCUGCCUUGUCAUCAUUUGAACCUCCACCCAUGCCUUUAGUCUUACAACAGUCCUACAUCUUUCCCACGACUAUCCGUACUGCGUCAGUCACCAUAACAGAAAGAGGCAUUACCCACAAGAACCUGCUGUUCGGUUUACAAACUGGUUACAUUCUCAGUCUGCCUAAAAACUACCUGGACCCACGCAGAAAAUUUGUGUCGACAGCAGAAGACCGUGAAGAAGGACUCCAUCCAUAUAUUCCAGAACUGAUGCUAAAUCCCUUGGCAUUCAUUAACUACAACCAAACUGGUACAUAAAACAUUAAAGUUGCACAUUUUUUGUACAUCCAUUAAUUCCCCGCAUGUACAUACUGCAGGAGGUGGGAAUAUUAAGAAGUUGAUGUACAACUUGCCUGCUAAAAGACUUUUGACCCUGUUUAGACCAGAAUGUGUGAUUACGUUUUUUUUCUUAACCAUAUAUUGAAUAUCUGAAUAAUGGUGUAUUUUUGUUCUAUUGCUUCUUACUGUCAGUUGCCAACAUUGAUGGUAUCUACACUGCGGGAUCAGGCCUGGAAUCAACAUGUCUAGUAUUUGCGCAUGGGUUGGAUCUUUACUGGACCAGGGUCACACCAUCUAAGAUGUUUGACGUACUCAAAGACGAUUUUGAUUACUGGUUCAUUCUUGGUACACUUGGAAUCUUAGUCCUUGUAACUAUUGUCUCUCAGAGACUAGCAUCAAUUAAAAUGCUCCGACAGGCAUGGCAGUGAGAAGGCACUCCUCCUAACUACAGUCUGCACUGUUUAAUGGUUGAGGGACUGAUACCAGCUCAUUCAUGUACAUUUGCGAGUUGGGUGAAAAUUGAUCUUUCUAAAAUACAAGUACCAUAAGAUUUCAGGCAAUAUUCAGUUCACUUAGUGGCUCAUCAUUCAUAGGUUUCUUGUGUGUUGGAGAGUUGUUUGUACCCUAAUUAAGCUGUCUGGAAGGACAUUUUUGAGAAUUGGUGUGUCAAAAAAAAAAAGUUCUCAAACUUUAAAAGUCCCAAAAUUACUAGACUGCAAAACAUUCGGGAUUUUUCUCAAAAUCAGUAAAGAAAUCAGUAAAGAGUGGAGAAAGAGUCUUACAUGCACGAAGUGCGCGAGGAAAAUACGGACUGUUUUGCAGUCUACAAAAUUACCAUCUGCCACCGUCUGUGUUUUUUGAGUGAUGUUGAUUAGUGCAAUGUAAAAUUUCAGAUCAUAAGAGCCUUGACCAUUCAUGGCAUAGUUUUUGUAGACAACAAACUUUGCACAAAACCACCUCUCUCUAUCCAGACAUGAAUUAUUGGGUAUUGGCAAAGUAUUGUUGUGUUGCUGUGAAUAGCCCUAAGAUGGACCUGUAUUCUGGCCGAGGGAGGUGGUAAUACUCUUAGGUGGUCAAUUCCACUGACAGAAGCAGGGUUUAAAAUGGUUAGAUGGUCUUUUUUGUGUGACAUUUUUAGUGAGUUUAAAGAACUGUGAUGGUCAUGGCAAGAUGAUAAUGCAUUAAGCAAAACAUCACUACUCUUCUUGUCCAUCAUUUGUUGAUACAUUUAUUUGCUGUCCUCUUCAUAGCUCUACAUGAAAUCUCCUUAGCAAACUGUUGUGGAGAACUUGAACACACGCCAAAAAAUUUUUUCUUUCUCCAAGUUCUGAACUUUGAUGUAGUUCCUAAAAAUUCAACCCCAGAAAACCUUGGCAUAUUUCAAUGGGCAUGCAAUUAUUUAAGAAUGUAAAUUUACUUUUGGUGGUGAAAUUUUCACUGCUAAAAAGAAUGUGGCAGCUAGAGCUCCCUUCUUUAUUACUCUUGUUUUGGCUCAUUCAUAUAAUAUUACUGUCAAAUUUAAAACCAUUUUAUUAUAAUCAUGAUGGAAAGCUUUGCAUCUGUCAUGAUUAUUUGCUGCUAUUUUGCUUAUGGCUGCUUUUACGCUAG